Rhodamnia argentea is the source of this 385-nucleotide messenger RNA. RefSeq lists its product as uncharacterized. The transcript is spliced from 2 exons. The record is from RefSeq and is a predicted model, not a curated record. Bases 41 to 217 code for a protein of 58 amino acids. Lineage: Eukaryota; Viridiplantae; Streptophyta; Magnoliopsida; Myrtales; Myrtaceae.
AGUGGCAAUUGAGAGAGAGAGAGAGAGAGAGAGAGAGAGGAUGAUCCUGGUGGCGAUAGUGGCGGAGCUGAUGGCGCAGUACACGGCGGUGCUGGCGAGGGUGCUCCAGCAUCUGUUCCACGGCGCGCCGCUCCCGCGGAGGGUCCGCUUCCUCAUCCUCCGCAGCCUCCCCUUCGCCCCCUCCGCCCCUCCUCCCUUCUUCCGAGCCCCUGCGUGAUCUAAUUUUCCCAAGUUGCUUUCACUCGACAUUAUAGAGAAAGAAAUAGAAUCAUUCCGCUUAUUGAAUCAGAUUUCGGACAGUACUUUCUGCCAAACGUGAAUCGACACGAAGUACGAACAUGAUCGCAGUGCUCUCGUGACGCGAAUUGAGAGCCUUUCGUCACAU